CCUCCAUAUCCCACCGCCAGACCUAGGUACCAACCUUUCAUCUAAACCACAGCAGUAACUCAAUCAUAUUCAGCCGAAGUUUCUCUGCAUCUGUAGGCUGUGCUGAAAAAUUCAUCCCUGGGUCAGUACGUAUUUGCCAAAAUCCAACGGAAAAUCAAGCAACAAUUAAAGUGGUAUAUUUGGAGAGUCUCCACUGCAGCAAAGGAAGAUCUAACAUUUCAUCACGCUAUUCUCAGAUAUAGUUUUGAAACAUGGGUGAGGUUCAGAAUGACCAAAGACAUUUGUCCAAUGUUAUUAGCAGACUACCAGAUGAAGUACUUCAGACCAUACUGGAUAAAGUACCAGUAAUUGAUGCAGUGAGUACUGGAUUCUUGUCACGCAGAUGGAGAGAUUUAUGGAAGUACAUUUCCAUCAUAGAAUUUGAUCCGUCUUGGGUAGAGUUGACAGGAAAGGAGAUUGUUUCAUCUCUUAAUCAGUUCAUCUGCCUUCAUAGAGGUAUAAAAAUUCAAAGAUUCUCUGUAAAGUUCACAUAUCAGCCUGAAAUGUCACCUAGUAUCGAUUCAUGGAUCCUCUUUGCAAUUAAUAAGCAUGUUGAAGAGUUAGAUCUUGACUUUGAUGUAGCUGAUACUAACAUCAUACAGAAUACUGCAUAUGCUCCUUGCUAUAAGUUACUUCCUAGUGUUUUCAACAGCAAAUCAUUAGUCAGUUUGAUAUUGUGCUUCUGUGAUCUGGAGCUGCCAACAUCAAUUCAGCUUCAUUCUCUUAAAGUGCUGCGUUUACACCGGAUUGAACUACCUCAAGAUGCAAUCCAAAUGCUCACCUCAAAUGCUCCAGUUCUCCAACAAUUGUUCUUGAGUGACUGCAACAGGACUAGGGAUCUAAGAAUUCAUGUUGCCCCAAGUCCACGGUUUUGUAAUUUGGUGAUCAUUGAAAACUUUUUUCCCGUCAACCAUACAACAAAAAUAUAUAUCAAGGCUCCAACUGCCUUUCAAGUGGCGUUUAUGGGUUCCAUGCCGAGGUCAAGGUAUAUUAUAGAGGAAGUACCGGAAUGCGAAGAGACUCAUUUCAGUCUUCAGGGGAUGUUUACUGCUUGUGGGAAGUAUGGGAUAAAUAUCUUGGUUGAUGACUCGAGGGCUCUUAGAUAUGAAUUUGUACUCCAAGAACUUCUUGCAAGAUUUCGCCACACAGACACUCUUCAUAUGUGCAACUGGUGUCUCCAGCUGCUUUCUCUGCGAGAGCUGAGAAAUUUAAGGAGAUUUGCAAUCAACUGCACCAUUUUGGAAAUAUCCAGUACUUUCUGGAAAUGGGAGCUCCCAGGAUUUAUUUACAUGCUAAAAUCCUGUCAUAGGCUUGAGGAGCUGAUAAUAGUAAUGGCUCCCAACAAUGACCAGAUACAGAUUCCCCAAGAUUAUCUGUUUCAGUAUGAUUUCGACGAAAAGAGAUUCCUUGAUGUCCAAGAUUUAGGACUUGAAUUGGAAAAUUUAAGGACUGUGAGGUUCAAAGUAAUGCAUGGAGAUUACCAAACAUGGGAGGAUGAGACUUUUAGUUUGGAAAGGUUCUUCAAUGGAGCUCUGCUGGCAAUUGAAAUCACAAAACUUUUAAGGGAUCAUGCAGUAAAUCUACGAAGUAUUGAGUUUGCCACAACCAAGCAAGAGAUUGAAAUUUUCUUUGAAGACUUAGAAAGGGAUGACGAUGAUGACAGGCCAAUGAUUAAAGUUCACUUGGCAUACUAAGAAGAAGAAUAUCAAAAGCAGCGGUAGUGGUCAUCAGUGUCUUAGUUGAUGUGGUUGUUAUUCAGAUAUCAUGGCAGCUAGCAGAACAAGGUUUGAUGUUUAAAAUUAUGUUCAUGUUGUUUCAGUUGUUGCAGUUUCUUUUUCUCUCCUUCAAGUAUCAUGACAUCAGGACAAGGUUAUUUGAUGUUAAAGCUUUCUGUUUUGAAUUGUA
This is a messenger RNA of Ricinus communis (castor bean), 1944 nucleotides long. Its product is annotated as putative F-box/LRR-repeat protein At5g02700. Gene Ontology annotation, molecular function: protein binding. The record is from RefSeq and is a predicted model, not a curated record. The coding region runs from base 252 to 1733 and encodes 493 amino acids. The transcript has 4 exons. NCBI's taxonomy places the organism in Eukaryota, Viridiplantae, Streptophyta, Magnoliopsida, Malpighiales, Euphorbiaceae.